This is a messenger RNA of Dentiscutata heterogama, 299 nucleotides long. NCBI's taxonomy places the organism in Eukaryota, Fungi, Glomeromycota, Glomeromycetes, Diversisporales, Gigasporaceae. The record is from the annotation of a GenBank genome assembly.
CUGGCGACCCAGUGGCACCAGCAAAACCUAGGAGGUAUCGACCUGGAACAGUGGCUUUGCGCGAAAUCCGACAGUAUCAAAAGUCUACCAAUCUCCUUUUGCGAAAAUUACCAUUUUCACGCGUGGUUAGAGAAAUUGCCAUAGAGCUUAUGGAACCAGAUGCGAACGUAGGUUAUCGAUGGCAGUCAUCCGCAAUCUUGGCCCUUCAAGAAGCAAUUUAUGUGCAAUUCACGCUAAACGCGUCACAAUUAUGCAAAAGGACAUCCAACUUGCCCGAAGAAUUCGUGGCGUCUGGGGAG